AUGUGGCCAGGGGGACUGCCUCUAGCUUUGAUCAUCUCGCUCGACGUGCUCGUGGGAUCCGAGGCAGGUCGGACGUCUUUUAGACCGCGCAACUGCACGCUGCUGUGUGUGCAGCAGGGAGCCCAAGGAUGCGAGUACUGCAGGAUUAGUGAAGAGGAUGUCCAGGCGACACUGGGCUCUGUAUCUGCCAGCCUUUUUGGAGGCUGCGUACCAUGGCCAUGUCACUCUUUUUUAGGCCGCCAGACCCCUGAGAGCUGCCAGCACUAUGUAGCCGCACCAAGAAAUGUCAGUGUUGACUUUGUGGACAGCCAGGACCCCGAAUACGAUGCCGUUGUCGUGUCAUGGAGUCCAAGCCAUUACGGUUUUGGUUUUCUACAAGGUUUCCAAGUUACUCUGCAGGCCUUGGGUGGGACUCACAUCAAAUGUCAGCUCUACCUCAUUCAAAACAACGGGUCAUUCUCUGCCACGCAUGCACAAAGGGUGUAUUAUUCAGAUCCGUUCUCAGACCUCUCUCUGGGCACCCAGUACGCUGUCACUGUUCUGGCCCUCCCCGUGCCUGAGAUAUGGGACAAAUUCCAUCACAGCACACUGUUCUUCACCCGCUCAUGUCCUGAGAAAAAUGGUUUGGACCACUGCAAAACAGACUGGUACCCCAGGCACGUUGAAGUCCAUCAACAGCACCAAGACGUUGUGGUGACUUUCAACCUUGCACCUGACAACUUCGCAAUCAGUCGCUAUUUUUCCAUGUGCUUUGGAGGGGGCUCGGGUACCUACCACAAGAUCAUCCAACCUGAUCUCAGCGUAAACAGAACACAUCAUACUUUCCACUGGCUCAAUCUACGCAUGGGAACCAACUACACAUGUGAGAUUGCAGCAGAUAUUGUGGAUGCAGUUAGGAGAUCAUUCUUUGUUCAAGUACCACAUAAUCCAAUAGGGCCUGCGUCACCACCCAGGACGAUGCUCCUCUACCUGGGCCUGCCUGUAGCCGCGGCUUUAGCAGCCAUUUUCGCUCUCGUCUGCCAGAAGAGGCUGAGGAGGACAGGAGUGCUGGGAGAGAAACGUGCAGAGAUAAUAGAAGAAUGUUAUGAAACUUCCCUGGAUGAGCAUCAGUGUGUAGAACUAACCCAGCGACCCCACCCACCUCAGCUCCUGAUUUGCUACUCGAGUAACGAUGGUCCUGCCCACAUAAAAGUUGUCUUGCGGCUGGCAACCUUUGUGCAAAAACAUAUGGCCACGCAGGUCCAUUUGGACUUGUGGGAUACCUUAAGGAUCAUGGAGGAUGGGAUUCUGGGCUGGUACUGGAAGAGGAUGAAGGAGAGUGACUUUGUGCUGGUCAUCCGCUCCAGGGGCUGGAGUCAGAGCCAGCAGAGACGGAGCGAGGAGGACCCAGAGGAGAACACCUCUCUGGCCAUUCUAGCCAUGCUUGCGGAGGAGAUGUGUCGCACCAAAGCUCUUUGCCAGGAUCUCUCCAAAUACAUGACUGCAGUUUUUGAAUACUCGCAGGAGUCAGACAGCCCAAGCAUCUUUAGCCUGGCUUCACGCUACACCCUCCCUGAAGACCUGGCCCUGCUCUUCUCCCAUCUCCAUGGGGUGGCUUUGCAGAAGCCUGGCGUUUUCCUACAGAUACGGAACAUCUCCGACAGCGCGUACUCUGAACUCCCGGCUGGUGCCAUGUUGCUCCAGGCUAUUCAGGAGGUUCUGCUCGAUGCUUAGUGUCCAUCUGAGGAGGAGAGGAUUAUAGGAAAUUUGGCCAUCACAGAAUGGAAGUAAGGGGACCUGUGGGGACUGCUGUGAUGAUGAUGGUUCAUAUCUGCACCCUGAAGAGAGCGCAGAGGGAAACGUUGCAGGAGAACACUCCUGAGAGAGACGUCGGCUUUACUGGCAUCCCAGAUAGACUUGUUUUGUAGACGCAUCUUCUCGAUUAGAUGCUGCUAUGCCAUUUUAUUAAAAAGAAACUGGUCUAAUCAUGAAUAAGCUGGUCUGUCCCUCUAGAAAGCAAUGUCAGAUAAAGAGAUGGAGAGCAGCCAGAAGAGUCGAGGGACCCUUAGCUGGCGGACUAAGUGAAUGCACGCCUUAAUGAAUGCGUGAUAUUCACUUUUCACGUUUUUAUUUUAAAAAUGUUUAUGCAAACGUGUAAAAAUAUCAAGC
This is a messenger RNA of Electrophorus electricus (electric eel), 2148 nucleotides long. Its product is annotated as interleukin-17 receptor D. Gene Ontology annotation, molecular function: interleukin-17 receptor activity; protein binding. NCBI's taxonomy places the organism in Eukaryota, Metazoa, Chordata, Actinopteri, Gymnotiformes, Gymnotidae. The record is from RefSeq and is a predicted model, not a curated record.